CGCGUCACAGAUUUGGAAGCCAGAUUAUCCAAGAAUCGCAGAGACUUGAGAAGUAUCGUAAGCGCUCGGGAAGAUUUGGUUCUUGCCCUCUAUGAAGGCUUGAGUAUCGAAUCACCCGACCUGAAAGGAAAUUAUGACAGCCGCGAAGCACUAUGUGCAGCCAAUACUCGCUAUAUCAAUCUCUUAAACGAUCUUAUUGGGUAUUGGAAGGAAACGCGCGAGGCACUCGAAGCCCGGGACUCAGACAUCGAGCACUUGAACAAGCACCUUCGUUCAGCUCUCGAAACGGUAUCGGAAAACAAAAGGCAAAUUGACGAGUUGCAAGAGAAGUAUGACAAAGUUAAAAUUUCGUUCGCAAAGUUUAUUGAUACAGCAACCGAGGAUAACAAGGCAAUGAAGCAGCUUUUUAUUGAGUUGCGGAACCUAUCGAAGGCAUCCGAUAGAGGGGAAGGGGAGGAGACAGCUUCCCAGGAAGCUGAAUAA
Messenger RNA from Bipolaris zeicola 26-R-13, 483 nucleotides. RefSeq lists its product as uncharacterized. The transcript has a single exon. The annotation marks the transcript as partial. NCBI's taxonomy places the organism in Eukaryota, Fungi, Ascomycota, Dothideomycetes, Pleosporales, Pleosporaceae. The record is from RefSeq and is a predicted model, not a curated record.